Molecule: messenger RNA, 1476 nt
Organism: Phlebotomus argentipes
Lineage: Eukaryota; Metazoa; Arthropoda; Insecta; Diptera; Psychodidae
Product: gustatory receptor for bitter taste 66a-like
Exons: 1
Coding region: 1-1476 (491 amino acids)
Biological process (GO): sensory perception of taste
Cellular component (GO): axon; dendrite; neuronal cell body
Source: RefSeq, a predicted model, not a curated record
AUGGAGAAGAUGUCCGCGACACGCAAGAGCCGCACGAUCUUUCAAUCCCUGGGAUUUCUCUUCUACAUCUCCAGGGUCAUGGGAAUCAUGCCCUACUCCAUUGGCCACUUCUUCAGGGAGAAGAAGCUGCGGCCGUCCAUCGUGGCCAACAUCUGGUGCUGCAUUGUGCUGCUGAACCACACGCUCUUGUACCACUUCGCCACCUGGAGUUCAUCCUUGGAGAUGGGCGGCUCGCAGAGCAACACGCUGACGAUCGUGAUCGGUGUAUUCAUCAUCUAUAUGGAGCCCGCACUGAUGGUGACGGACAUCAUCUCGAUGAUGGUGAACCAGCGCGAUCUGAUCCAGUGCAUGGAGCGCCUGCAGACGGUGGACGAGAAGCUGCGCAAGGAGAACAUCCCGCUGCACUACAAGAGAGUCGUCACACUGGUCAACAUAAUCCUCGUGGUGGCAUUGGCGUGCGAGAUCAUCCUCAUCUCGUUCAACUACUUCCUCUUUGAGCUCACGGAGGACGCCAUUGUGGCCUCCUUGUCCUGGUUCCUCACCGCGCUGCCGCUGAUGACCAACAGCGUAGCCAGAGUGUGGUACAUCGCCCUGGUCUGCUUGGUUCGCCAGCAAUUCCUGGCCAUCAACGAGUACUUCAUGCACACCCAGGAAGUCUUCCUGGAGAUCAAGCUCAAGUACACGGACAAGAAGGCCAGCAGCGCCGAGAAGAGUCCAAAGGUGGAAAUUGUGGGCUAUCUGGAUAGAGAGAUACUCACCAAGCAGCGCUCCACCCCUGAAAAACCCCCGCAAACAACCUUUCCCAAUCCCCCAAUCCAAGUCCAUCCCACUCAGCCAGCCACAAUCCGCGACACUCUGCUGGCCUUCACAGUCAACGAGAAGAACUUUUCCGUGGGCGACAAGAUGGACAAGAAGCUGAUCCUCAUCUGUCGACUGCACGACGAAGUCUGCGAAAUCGGGAAGCUGGUGAACAAGAUGUUCGGCUUCCAGAUGCUAAUCACCAUGGCUUACGGCUUCAUGAGCAUCACCGCUCAGUUCUACUUCCUCUACUGUGGCCUGGUGGGCCAGAAGAUCCCCAUCCUGUUCAGAAAUGCCCAGAGCUUGUGGAUCUCGUGCAUCUUCAUCGCCUUGACGGCGUGCAAGUGCAUCAGCGUGAUCUACGUGAGCUGGAAGACAAAGACGGACGCCCAGAAGAGCGGAGUGCAUCUGCACAAGAUAGCCAACGUGGUAGAUGAGAACCAUUUCUACCACGUCGUGAACCAUCUGUCGCUCAAGCUCCUGAAUCACCACCUGAACUUCACGGCGUGCGGCUUCUUCGACUUGGACAUGACCACCGUGUACGCCAUCACGGGCGCCAUCACGUCCUACCUCAUCAUCCUCAUCCAGUUCAACCUGGCGGCGCAGAAGACGCGCAGCAUCGCCAACAACGGCACCAGCACCAACUCCAGCGCGCUCAACACCACAGAAAGACCGUGA